Molecule: messenger RNA, 3168 nt
Organism: Prunus avium (sweet cherry)
Lineage: Eukaryota; Viridiplantae; Streptophyta; Magnoliopsida; Rosales; Rosaceae
Product: putative serine/threonine-protein kinase At1g54610
Biological process (GO): positive regulation of transcription elongation by RNA polymerase II; protein phosphorylation
Cellular component (GO): nucleus; cyclin-dependent protein kinase holoenzyme complex
Molecular function (GO): RNA polymerase II CTD heptapeptide repeat kinase activity; ATP binding
Source: RefSeq, a predicted model, not a curated record
AUGAAGAACAAAACAAAGGUCCCAAUCCCCAAUGCACAUUCAGGAAGGAUUACAUUGAAGCAGAUUGGAGGAGAUGAUGAUACUGUGGGUGGCUGGCCAAAAUGGCUUGUUGAGAAUGUGCCUGAAGAUGUCUUAGCUGACUUGGUUCCUAAGACUGCUGAUUCCUAUGACAAACUUGCUAAGAUUGGCCAGGGAACCUACAGCAAUGUGUACAAAGCUCGUGACAGGGAAACCAAAAAGAUUGUAGCUUUGAAAAAGGUCCGCUUUGACACAUCAGAGCCAGAGAGUGUCAAGUUUAUGGCGAGGGAGAUAACAAUGCUACAGAAGCUAGAUCAUCCCAAUAUCAUAAAGCUUGAAGGGAUAGCUACAUCAAGGAUGCAGUACAGUCUAUAUCUGGUCUUUGAUUUCAUGCAGUCCGACUUGACCAGAGUAGUCUCACGUCCUGGACAGAGGCUCACUGAACCGCAGGUGAAGUGCUAUAUGCAGCAGCUGCUUGCUGGUCUCCAGCACUGCCAUGAGAAUGGGAUUCUACACAGAGACAUUAAAGCUUCCAACUUGCUAAUAGACAAAAGUGGGAUGCUCAAAAUUGCAGAUUUUGGGCUUGCAAAUUUUUUCCCUCCCAAAAAACGCCCUCUUACGAGCCGAGUUGUGACACUGUGGUACAGAGCGCCAGAGCUAUUGUUAGGUUCUACAGAUUAUGGAGUUGGUAUUGAUCUUUGGAGUGCAGGAUGUCUAUUGGCAGAAAUGUUUGUUGGGAGGGCGGUUAUGCCUGGGAGAACAGAGGUUGAGCAACUUCAUAGGAUCUUCAAGCUUUGUGGUUCACCCGGAGAUGAUUACUGGAAGAAAAUGAAGCUACCAACAAGCUUCCGACCACCACAACAUUACAAACCUAGUUUUGAAGAAUUCUUUAGGGACUUCUCAACAUCAUCAUUUGAUCUCUUGACAACACUUCUUGCUCUGUACCCAGCAUCUCGUGGCAGUGCUGCUUCUGCUCUCCAAAGUGACUUCUUUAGUUCAAGUCCGUUGGCAUGUGACCUUUCAGCUCUACCGGUAAUGUAUAAAGGGGAGGAUGAGUGGAUUCACACCAGGGAUCGGAGGAAGAGGGCUUCCAAACCAAAACAAUUGUCUCAAACAAAUCGUGAACGUCAUCAAAGAAAGGUCCAAGAGGUCAGAGGAGAGUUUGAAUCUUCUAAUAAGUUUCUGCUGGAAAAGAAUGCAGAACCGAACAUGUGCCGCCAAGCUACGGGAAGUUCGCACAGCCAUGAUAUGGAAAGCAUGCAUAGCCAAGAGAUGGGAAGCAUGCAUGGCCAAGAGAUGGGGAGCAACAGUGCAAGAAGCAGCACUUCCUCCAGUUUUAAACCAAGCAUAUUUGAGAACUUGCAUGCAUCUCUUUCUCCAAUAACCCGUUCUCAUAAAAAACGAUUCUCGACCACUGAGGGUCAUCCUAAUGCUCUCAAGAACAUCAACCCUGAUGUUCUUAAAAAGAUCAAGGACUUUCCCCUCUUGCAUGCCUCUAUAACAGAUAUCAUCAACCAUACUGAAGGCAGUGCACUGUCCUAUUAUCGCAGAUCUCAUUCUACAUUGGACUUCCGAAAUCUUGAUCCGGAGAAGAUGUGAUAACUGUUGGGACUGGACAAAGAAUAGACAAUUGGAACAAAUCUUUAUCACCUCAAGCUGUUCUAGUCCUGGCCUAGAAGCUUAUAAUUCUUUUCCCCACUUGUUUUCGGUCUCAGUUUUCCCCUUGUAUGAUUUUGUGCUAUAAAUAAAUCUGUAUCUGGGACCCUUUCUUUACUAAAUUACUUAUGCAAAAUUCUCUAGGGAACAUUGAUAAGGGAAGUUAGUUUUGCACUGAACUAACGAUUACAGAGAAGUAGUAAUAUAUCGAUGAUCUUUUAUUCUAAACUUGUCCAAGAAACAAUUGUGUUGGAUUGGACCAUAGACAUGAUUUGCUAACAAAUUUGUACCAGUACUUUACAUGUGUUUGUUCUAGAUUUGUCCCGGAUACCAUACCAUCAGGGGUGAGCCAGAGAGGCAAGUUAAAUUUGGAAGCAGUGGUCGAAUUUGAUGUUAGACUUCGGUCUGAGUUUGAACAAUGUGGCCGGGAUUUGACUGCAGUAAGUUGAAAGACCAUUAGGCGCCAAAUGUAUCGGAAGCUUCAACUGGGUACAAGCGGAGGCACUAAAGAAAGUACGGCAUGCUAACCCAAGCUAAGAAAAAAAUAUAAUAAUAAUAUAAAAAUACAAAGAGGGAAAGUUAGCCUGGUAUCUCUGGUAGACCAAAAAAAUCCUUGGUGAAGGAGAAAAAUUCAAUAAAUCUCAACAAAUGAAGACAAGAAUCAUGGGAGGGGCCAAAAUGCUUAACCCUUAAACCCAAAACACACUCCAAAAUAAUUGGCAGAGGAUUUUAUGCCAAUGCUUGCAUCAGAAAAGUCCAUAAAGAAUCCGACAUAGGAGCUGCUGAAGAAUUUUGAAGGCAGCCAGUAGAUUCAUGCCUCCAUCAUGCCUUAAGUCUCUCCAUCAAGCAUUAAUUAGCUCCAACCCAACCUCAUUCAUCCUCAAUCAUGACCCAGAUCACCUUCACUAAUCGCUUCCUUAAUUGCUUCGUUUGAAAUAUCAAUAUACGCAUACUUUUUGUUUCUUCUCAAUCCUCUAAACUAACAGGAAACCCCAAUUUUCCUGGGGCCGCCACCAACGCUAAGAGUUGGUGGACUUGGUUCUCUGUAUGCCCUAUGUUUAAUAUUACCUUGGACCCCAAGAAACCUUACAAAUAGGUCACCUUCUCCCUUCACAUGGGAUUGACACUUGUCCUUAUACAAAGAAAACUCUGUUGAAUUAACUGUUAAAAUUCUGAUAUGAUUUUAGAGCCACAAGGUUUUUGACUGGUAGCAUACCGAUUUCCCUCAGAUAAUCUGAUUGUUGUCUUGUGCAGGGUUUACUUGGUGAUUUUACUCAAGCUAUCUUAGAUUGAAUAAUAAUCGUUCGUACUUUAAAAGGACUUCGGCUGUGUGCAUGCCCCCUAUAGUGCUCUUUCAUUUGUAGGUUUAAUGAAGGACUAUUUGCUAAAUCUAGAGAAGGUAAGGACUGUUUUUCUUCUUUUGUUUGGCAUAGAAGUUAUAGGAAAUUCGGAAUGAAAGGAAUUGAAAACCUACCCUAACAUAGCGGAGGUUCU